GAGAAUGAAUAUAACAUGGACGAGACUGGGAUCAUGCUGUCAAUGCUAAGCUCUGUUAAAGUUCUUAUAGGUAAGGAUGACGUGCGAGACUAUAGAGGUGCUGGUGUUAAGCGGACGAUAGUCACAGCCGUCGACUGUGUGUUCGCAAGCGGUGAGUAUCUGAAUCCUAUAAUCAUC
This is a messenger RNA of Aaosphaeria arxii CBS 175.79, 177 nucleotides long. RefSeq lists its product as uncharacterized. The record is from RefSeq and is a predicted model, not a curated record. NCBI's taxonomy places the organism in Eukaryota, Fungi, Ascomycota, Dothideomycetes, Pleosporales. The annotation marks the transcript as partial. The transcript has a single exon.